Messenger RNA from Nycticebus coucang (slow loris), 5972 nucleotides. It is a transcript of the gene B3GNT6, whose product is annotated as UDP-GlcNAc:betaGal beta-1,3-N-acetylglucosaminyltransferase 6. Bases 23 to 1177 code for a protein of 384 amino acids. Gene Ontology annotation, cellular component: membrane. The transcript has 2 exons. NCBI's taxonomy places the organism in Eukaryota, Metazoa, Chordata, Mammalia, Primates, Lorisidae. The record is from RefSeq and is a predicted model, not a curated record. Gene Ontology annotation, molecular function: hexosyltransferase activity.
UCUUCUCUCUCAGACAUAUGAGAUGGCUUUUCCCAGCUGCAGGUCCAUAAACCUCAAGACUCUGGCCUCACUUCUAGUGGGCAUGAGUUUCUUGGCACUGCAGCAGUGGUUCCUGCAAGCCCCGAGGUCCCAGCAGCAGGAGGGGAAGAGGGACGGCCCCACCCAUGCGCCCUCGGCCACCACGCAGCCGGUGAACCCUAGUGUCACAGAACUUACCCCAGGACCCCAGUGCGUGGCCAACGCCUCCGCUAACACCACUGCUGACUUCGAGCAGCUACCCGCGCGGAUCCAAGACUUCCUGCGGUACCGCCACUGCCGCCACUUCCCGCUGCUCUGGGACGCGCCAGCCAAGUGCGCGGGCCACAGCGGUGUCUUCCUGCUCCUGGCGGUGAAGUCGGCGCCAGUGCACUACGAACGGCGCGACCUCAUCCGGCGCACGUGGGGGCAGGAGCGCAGCUACCGCGGGCUGCCCGUGCGCCGCCUCUUCCUGCUGGGCACCCCUGCGCCCGGGGACGCGGAGCGCGCCGCGCGACUGGCGGCGCUGGUGGGGAUGGAGGCGCGCGAGCACGGCGACGUGCUGCAGUGGGCCUUCACCGACACCUUCCUCAACCUCACGCUCAAGCACGUGCUCCUGCUGGACUGGCUGGCGCAGCGCUGUCCGCAGGCGCGCUUCCUGCUCAGCGGCGACGACGACGUCUUUGUGCACACCCUCAACGUGCUCCGCUUCCUGCAGGCGCAGCCGCCUGAUGGACACCUGUUCGCCGGGCAGCUCAUGUACGGCUCCGUGCCCAUCCGCGACAGCGGGAGCAAGUACUUCGUGCCUCCGCAGCUCUUCCCGGGUGAGGUGUACCCGGUGUACUGCAGCGGCGGCGGCUUCCUCCUGUCCCGCGCCACCGCCCGGGCCCUGCACGCGGCAGCCCGCCGCACGCCGCUCUUCCCCAUCGACGACGCCUACAUGGGCAUGUGUCUGGAGCACGCGGGCCUGGAGCCCCGCGGCCACGAGGGCAUCCGCCCCUUCGGCGUGCGGCUGCCCGGCGUCCUUCACGACUCCUUUGACCCCUGCAUGUACCGCGACCUGCUGCUUGUGCACCGCUUCACGCCCUACGAGAUGCUGCUCAUGUGGAAGGCGCUGGGCAGGCCUGCGCUGAGCUGUGGCCAGAGACACGUCGUCUCCUGAGGCCGGGCGGGGGCGCUGCCGGGUGGAUGAGCAGCAUCAGCCCCCAGGGCCUCAUCCCGUGAUGGUUUCCCUGCUGAGAACGGCUUUUCCUGCCCUGGGUAUCUUCUGCCCCUACCACCCGGCUGUGCAUUGAAAGCUGGCGGAGGUCCGGGUGGAGGUUGGGAAAUACCUAAGUACUGGCCCCAUCGCCAAAGGUUUUGGUUUUGUUGGUCUGGGGUGACCCCAGACAUGCAGAUAUUUUUUAAAUUCCUCAGGUGAUCCUAAUGUACAGCUAGGGUUAAGGGCCACUGAGCCAGGAACGUCUGUUCCUCCUUUCAAACCCAGCCCCAACACCCCUCUACAAGCCCUCGGGGACACCCAGCUCCCCCACUCUGACUAGACGGUGGGCAGUGGAGCAAGUGGGGUACAAAUAUGAGUUGUCGUUCCCAUGGUUUCCUCCACAAACACAGAGGACAGAGCUAGAGCUGGGCCGACAACCAUCAGAUGAAUCCCCUCUCAGAAGUCAGCCAUCACUCGGGACUGAAGGGCUUCUGACAGCCUUCUUCCCACCACUGCCUCAGUAUCCCUCUGAGGUCAAAAUCUACACUGUGCAAAGUGGAAACCUGAGCCCCAGUCGGGACAGUCCAAGGCCAUGUAGACAUUUGCAGAAAACAGACCACUGUAGUCCCCACCACACUCACCCUGACCAAAGCUAACUGCUGUUUGGGUCCUUGCUGGUGUGUACCUGCCAGCCAGCCCUCACUCCCAGCCAGAAAAGACAGGCUUUUUGCCAGGGUCUGGGCGUCUGUGUCAAUCAGCCUUGGGAAACAAAGCUGGGUGGUGAUCUGGGGGUGGGGGUGGGGGUGGGAGGUGUGACACACCAGGGAAAGCAGCGCUUGGAAAGCCUGUGAAGGUCAGCAUGUGGAAUUGUGUCUGGGCCUGGGGGAUCUGGAACGGUGGUGGACAAUGGUUGGGGGGGGUGGAGCUGGAGAGUCUGCAGUGUACAGUGAGACCAGACUGUGGUCCUACCCUCCAGCAGCUGCCAGUCAUCUUGGCAAAGUAGGAAACCAAGAAAACAGCUUAAGAGAAGGCAGAAAUGUGUGUCACUACGGUCCCAACUAUGCAAAACAGAUGAGAGGCUCUCAACUUCAAGGAGGAAGGAGCAUAGGCAAGAAGUCAGGAGACGGACCAAAUGCCUUUCCCUGCCUUCAGAGCAAACUCCAGACUCCUCGGGCCAGCGCUUAGGGUUCUUGGCUAUAUUACUAAUCUUCCAUCCUCAUCCUCUCCAUUUCUCCCCACUAUCAGACUCCAUCCAGGAGAGCCAUUCUCAGCAUCCCUGCUUUGUUGGGCUCUCUCUUGCCUCUGCAUCUUUGCACAAGCUCUGAUUUGAAUACCUAAAUAUCCCCCAGCCACCAUCACCAUCCCUGUCUCUUGUGUUAAUUAGUAUGUCUGUGAUGGAGGCUGCUAGCUAUCUGCCAAAAUCUGCUGCUCCCUACUCCUCUCCCCAUGCACACACUUGGACUAUGUUUCUAGCAUCCCUACCCCCAUGGUUAGUUGUGGCCAUGUAUCUAGAUGUGGACAGCAUCCCUGUCCUCUACCCACUAGAAGCCAGUAUCACAACCUCACGGCCCAGACACAAGUAGACAUGAGGAGGACCAGUCCUGGGCCUGUCUAUGCUCACUUCCUCCUUCCACUGGGCUGGAAUAUGGAUGGGCUUGUGAACCAGCUCUGACUUUGCAGAUGAGGAUAACACUCCAGGCCUAAGCUUCUUAACUGUUGGCAUUUUGGGUAGGGGAGUUUUUUUGUUUUUGUCCUGUUCUGAUGCUGCAUUGUAAAACAUUUAGCAGCAUCCCUGUACUCUACCCAGUAGAAACCAUAUCACAAUCAAAAAAUUUCUAGACUUUGCCAUGUUCACCUUCUUGAUAACCACUGGCCUAGAGAAAAGCAGAACCUCAUGAGGGUUUCUGAGUCACUGCAUAGGAAUGGACUUUGAUCACUGACCAUGGAUUGACUUGGAUGCUCAGCCCAGUGAGGAAAACAAUAAACUUGAAUGUUUUAUUGAGCCUCUGUAUCUUAGUUGACUCUUUGUUAUAGCAGCUUUGCCCUCCUAAUGUCUUAGCUGGGAAGCUUAUAAACAAUUAUUUCCCACAGUUCUGGGAAGUCUGAGAUCAGCAGAUUUCAGGUGUGGUGAGGUCUAAUUCCAUACCACAUUCUAGCUGUGUCUUCACAUGGUGGAAGGGGUGAAUAGGCUCUCAAGGGCUUGUUUUUUGUUGUUAAGAGAUGGAGUCUCUGUCACCGUGAGUGGAGCAUAGCAAUAUGAUCAUAGCUCAUGGCAGCUUUGAACUCCUGAGCUUAAAACAAUCCUCCCACCUCAGCCUCCUAAGUAGCUGAGACUAAGGCACUGCAAUGCCAAAUUCAUUUAAAAAAAUUUUUUUUGUAGAGAUGGGUGUCUUGCUAGGUUGCCCAGGCUAGUCUCAAACUCUUGACCUCAAGCAAUCAUUCUGCCUCUGCCUCCCAAAGGGUGGAGAUUACAAAAAAUAUAUAAAACCACACCCAUUUGUUAACCUACAUUUCUGUUGUCCAAAGUAGGUCUCACUGGAUUAAAAUCAAGGCAGGACUGCAUUCCCCACUGGAGGCUCCAGAGGAGAAUCCAUUUCUUUGCCUUUCAGGCUUCUAGAGAUCCCCUUUGAGAUCAGCAAGGUAGCAUUUCUCUGUGCCUUGCUUCCAUACCCAAAUCUCUCUUUGACUCUUCUGCCUUUCCCUUCCCCUGCUAAGGACCCUGUGAUUACAUUGGGCCCACCUGCAUAACCCAGGAUUACCUACUGUAAAGUCAUCUGAUUAGCCACCUUUGUUCAUUCUGCAACCUUAUUUCCCUUUAUCGUGUAAUUUAACAUAUGCACAGGUUCCAGAAAUUAGGGUGUGGACAACUUUAGGGGGACAUUAGUCUGCCUACCACAAUGCCCAGUAAACGGGUAAAAUAAAUAAAUAAUGAAGAAAAAUGAAUAAAUGAACAACUGUGCUCCCUUCAUACAGACCUCCCUGAUGUAGACUGUCAUUCUGGACACUUUAAUAUUGUGAAUCCUGAAUUCUCUGCCCAGCUGCCAUUUGUCAAGAGACAAGGAAACAAAACGCUGAGGCCAAAAAGCGGAGUUGUCCUGUGAAAAAUCUGAAUUGUGCUUUGAUGCAAUUCACUGUCGCAAAAGCAUACGGAAAAGGGCUUUGACAACUUCCAUUUCCAUGACAGGCGAAUUAUCCCCGUUUUACUCCUAUAGAGAUUAAGAUUCAGGAACUUUACAGCUCAGACAGAUGGGGAAGCCGCAGUUAUGGGUCUAGUGAGUGACUCUGAGACUUGGGCACCUCGUCUUUGAAGGUGGGUUGCUCGCGUGUCCAGUCCCAGAGAAGGCCGCACAGCCCCGCAACCCUGGCGCCACCUGACCCAUCACCAGCCGGUCCGUGGCAAGGCGCGCGCCGACCCGCUCCUCUGCUAAGAGCUCCGCGGCCGCCAGGGGACGCGCCUCGCACGCGGCUCUCCUGCUCUUCGCGCAGCACCUGGCAUCCUGCCUGUCCCGGGACUCGGGGAAGCAGCCCCCGAGCGAGUGCCCACAACUCGCUUUGCGAGGCCAGAAUGACUUUGAUACUCAAACCUCCCGAGGAUCCCACGAUCAGGGAGAAUGAUGUGCCUGUCUCACGAACCUAGAUUCAAAAAUCCUACACACUAGCAGGUGGAUUGGAGUGACAGGCAAAAUAGGAAAGUUUAUCAGAACUGAGGUAGGUUUAUCCCAGAUAUUCCAGAUGGAUUGAACAUUAGAAAAACAAUCAAAAUAUAUAAGUGAAACAAUGAGAUCCGUCAAUGUUGAUGAAAUGUAUAUUUAUUUAUUUAUUUAUUUAUUUUGCAGAGACAGAGUCUCACUUUACCACCCUUGGUAGAGUGCCAUGAUGUCACAGGACUCACAGCAACCUCCAGCUCUUGGGCUUUCGCGAUUCUCCUGUCUCAGCCUCCCGAGCAGCUGGGACUACAGGCGCCCACCACAACGCCUGGCUAUUUUUUGGUUGCAGUUCAGCCGGGGCUGGGUUUGAACCCGCCACCCUCAGCAUAUGAGGCUGGCGCCCUACUCACCGAGCCACAGGCGCCACCCAUCAAGAGAUAGAUGAGCAUCUCAGAUGCAAUGGAUAAAAGGUUUGGUAAAAAUUCAACAUCCAUUCAUGAUUUUAAAGAAAAUUUUAGUAAGGCUGGGCGCCGUGGCUAACGCCUGUAAUCCUAGCACCCUGGGAGGCCACAGGUGGAGGGGUGGGGAGCGGAUUGCUUAAGCCCAGGGCUUGGAGAUCAGCCUGAGCAAGAGCGAGACCCCGUCUCUAAAAAAUAGCUGGGGAUUGUGGCGGGUGCCUGUAGUCCCAGCUAUUUGUGAGGCUGAGGCAAGAGGAUCUCUUGAGCCCAAGGGUUUGAGUUUGCUGUGAGCUGUAAUGCAACAGCACUCUACCCAGGGUGACAAAGUGAGACUGUCUCAAACAAAAACAAAAAAGAAAAAGAAAAUUUUAGUAAAAGGUGAAAACAUUUGGAAGCAUUUCCUUUAAGGUUAGGAACAAGACUAGAUGUACUUAUUAUCACCACUCUUCAACAUCGUUCGUGACUUGCUAGCACAGUGAGACAAGAAAAGAUAGAAAAACAUAAUGAUUGGAAAUAAAUAAAAUGGUCAAAACCUCAGAAGUUUACAACUCUAUCAAAUCCAUCUUCCCUUUGUGUAACAAAGUGAGCCCAAACUCCUCAUCCUGAAAUGAAAUUCUUAUGUAACAUAAUCUGUCCACAGACAUAUCUUCA